AUGAAAACAACUGAAGAAAUCAAUAAGAAAAGGAUGGUGAAAGAUUGGUUUUUAUAUAUUCAGUUAAAAAACCGCUUUAAAGAUGACAGUAAAGCUCCUGGGUUGACUAUAGAGAAUAAUGAAAUUGACAAAAUCCUGGUGGACAAACAAGGGAAACAUAUAUCUAAAUACUAUAAAUUAUUAAAGGAAAGAGAUCUAGAAAAUGAAACCAUCAAACACAGUAUGUGCAAUAUCCUUGACUCCAGAGAAGAUAUUCUCAUUGGGAACAUUGUGACGUAUGCAUUCAAUGAAAUGUCAAUAAAGAACUUUCGGGAAGCAGAUAGAUCCCGCUACACAGAAUGGGUGUUACCUAAGAACUACCAGCUUGUUCUUGCCGUUGUUUUUGCCAUUCACGAGAUCAAUGGGAACGAUAAGUUGUUACCCAACAUCACACUGGGAUCCAAAAUUAAUAACAAUGGAUUUAGUUCUUGGAGAGCCAUUGAGUCGACGCUAAACUUUUUGUUCAUGGGACAAAUGAAUUUCCUCAAUUACAAGUGUGUCUGGGACAAGAGACUCAAGGCCUUCAUCACUGGGUUCAGCUCCCAGAAUUCUCUCCAGAUGGCCAACAUCUUAAAUAGCUACAAAAUUCCACAGAUCAGCAGUGGAUCUUUUGAUCCUGCUCUAAGUGAUAAAAUCCAGUUUCCCUCUUUCUUCCGGAUGGUUCCAGAUGAGAUCUCUCAAUAUUCUGGCAUUAUUCAGCUCCUUGAAUAUUUUGGGUGGAAUUGGAUAGGCCUCCUCAUUCCAGAAGAUGCAAGCGGUGAAAGAUUUCUUCGAACCUUCAGUGCCAGCAUCCAGGGGAAAGAUAUUUGUAUUUCUUUUACCCAAUCCAUACCUACAGUGACCGAUUACAUACCAAGUGUUGAAAACAAACUGAAUACAGUUUUCCAUGUUCUCUGGUCAUACAAAAUUAAUGUGAUCCUAGUCAGUGGGAAUGCUCACUCUAUGGAGGGUUUACGGUCAAUUCUUGAAGGUUUGGAAUAUGAUCACAAGUUGUCCAUGGAGAGGGUUUGGAUCACAACUGCUCAGUGGGAUGUCACAACUGUUUUCGGUGAUGGAAGGUUUGCAGUAAAAUCCUUCAAUGGCACCUUGGCCUUUGCUUUACACUCCAAUGAGGUGCCUGGAUUCCAGGAGUUUCUGCAGAACAUAAAUCCAUUUCGGUCAGAGAUUCAUCAAACACAUCUGUUCUGGUGUAGUGCAUUUACUUGUUCAUUUCCGCUAUAUAACCUCAAUUUCCCAAAUGCAAGCAAUUGCACUGGUGAAGAGAAACUCAGCACCCUCUCUGGACCUGUGUUUGAAAUGAGGAUGUCUGGUCAGAGCUACAAUGUCUACAAUGCUGUCUAUGCUGUAGCUCAUGCUCUUCAUGCCGCAUAUUCAUUUCAGGCCAAGCAGAAAACACGAGUGACUGGGAAGAAGUGGAACGUUCUGAAUGUUCAGCCCUGGCAGCUUUGCACACUUUUGAGAUACAUCCGUUUUAAUAACAGUGCUGGGGAAGAAAUAUUUUUUGAUGAGAAUGGAGACCUGGCAUCUGCUUUUGAUAUUAUCAACUUGGUCACAUUCCCUAAUCAAUCUUUCCAGAAAGUCCAAGUUGGAAGAAUGGACCCACAGGCUCCCAUAGACGCAAAUGAAUGUGAAAGAUGUCCAGAAGAUCAAUAUCCAAAUAAAGGGAGAAAUCAAUGCAUCCCAAAAGUGGUUACCUACUUGUCCUACACAGAACCCCUAGGAGCAACCUUGGCUUCCUCUGCUCUUUUCUUUUGCGCAGUCAUCUUUGUGAUAAUGGGGAUUUUCAUUUAUCACAGGAUCACUCCCAUAGUUAAAGCCAACAACUGGUGUGUCACCUGUGUUCUGCUCACUUCACUGUUGCUCUGUUUUCUGUGUUCCUUUCUUUUCCUUGGUAAACCUACAAACAUCUCCUGCAUACUUCGGCAAACAGUAUUCAGUAACAUUUUCACUAUUGCAAUUUCUUGUAUGUUGGCCAAAACCAUCAUUGUUGUGCUGGCCUUUGUGGCUACAAAGCCAGGGAACAAAAUGAGGAAAUAUGUAGGGAUGAAGCUGGCAAUAUUGGUCAUUCUUUUCUGCUCUCUCAUUCAAAUAGGCAUUAGUGUAGUGUGGCUGACAACCUCUCCACCAUUUCCAGAGGCUGACAGUCACUCUCAGCCAGCAGAGAUUAUAUUGCAAUGCAAUGAGGGCUCAGACCUCAUGUUCUACCUUGUCCUGGGCUUCAUGGGAUUUCUGUCCUUCACCAGUUUCACUAUUGCAUUCUUUGCCAGACAGUUGCCAGACAGUUUCAAUGAAGCCAAGCUGAUCACCUUCAGCAUGUUAGUGUUCUGCAGCGUUUGGAUUUCCUUUGUCCCAAGUUACCUGAGCACUAAAGGGAAAUAUAUGGUGGCUGUGGAAGUCUUCUCUAUCUUGGUCUCAACUUUUGGCUUACUGUCUUGCAUGUUCUUCCCUAAAUGCUACAUUAUAUUGAUCCUGUCCGAUACCUUUUUCAUUAAUAAGGUUUUCCAGACACUUCACCAUGAGUUUUUCUUGGGCAAUCAGCCUGUUUUCCGGUUCUGUGCUAUCUCCAACUGA
Messenger RNA from Sceloporus undulatus (fence lizard), 2610 nucleotides. RefSeq names its product vomeronasal type-2 receptor 26-like. The record is from RefSeq and is a predicted model, not a curated record. Gene Ontology annotation, cellular component: membrane. Lineage: Eukaryota; Metazoa; Chordata; Lepidosauria; Squamata; Phrynosomatidae. Gene Ontology annotation, molecular function: G protein-coupled receptor activity. The transcript has 7 exons. Gene Ontology annotation, biological process: G protein-coupled receptor signaling pathway. Bases 1 to 2610 code for a protein of 869 amino acids.